Molecule: messenger RNA, 3208 nt
Organism: Coregonus sp. 'balchen'
Lineage: Eukaryota; Metazoa; Chordata; Actinopteri; Salmoniformes; Salmonidae
Source: the annotation of a GenBank genome assembly
GAUGCCAGGAAAGCAUGUGGGGACUCAACCCUGACACAGGUAAGUAUCACACAUAUCCACAUAAAAUACAGUAUGAUUGGUAUAGAUUUGUCUUGUGUCUGAAGGCCCCUUAAGAACACAAUCAAUAAAAGUGUUUACCAAUGCCUUAACCAACAUACAAUAUAGCUUACAGUACAUUACAUUGCCACAUUAACUAUGUGAUGAACUUGUCUUUACGUGACUUUUCUGUGUGUUUGUGUGUCAACCAGAUAACAGCAGGUCUGGAUCCAGUGGGGAGGAUUCAGAUGCGGACGAGGCGCACUCUUCGUGGCCACCUGGCUAAGAUCUAUGCCAUGCACUGGGGCACAGACUCUAGGUGUGUUUAACGUUAUGCCAACCCCUUAGGGGGCUUUUCCCUCUCUCUUCACACUCUCACUCAUGGUGGUACAAGCUGUGCUUGUUUUGAUUAGGUAUAAUACAAUGGUUCUACCCAAUUGUCUCCACAGGCUCCUGGUCAGCGCCUCUCAAGAUGGAAAACUGAUCAUCUGGGACAGCUACACCACUAACAAGGUGAGAGCUGCACCCAAAUAACAACAACAAUAAUACAAUAAUAACAACAACAAUAUCCCCUGGUCUCACCAAGAGCCCUGAAUAGGUUGACUCAUUGUCAACCUUCAGGAAUUGGAAAUGAAAUGGGAGCCUACCAAAGACCUUCCUUUACUAGGAAUGUGUGUUUGACUCAUCUCAUAAUCUGCUUACAACAUAACCACCCAGAGUCACUUUGACAUCCAAACAUUGUAAAUUAUAUUAUGCGAUAUCUCCCUGAAAAGAUCCCCAAAUGUCAAUAUAGAGGAAGCAUAAUGGACUACUAUUGUGCUGUUCUGCUCUGUCUGGAUUUGGACUUGGAGAAGGACGCAUGCCUGGCUCCAGUUGUGAUGCCGCUCUCUCCUUCUCCAUGGCCAUGCCUCUAUUCUGUGACACACAGUGACCAACUCUUAUCCCCCCCUCCAGAUGCAUGCUAUCCCCCUGCGCUCCUCCUGGGUGAUGACCUGUGCGUAUGCCCCCUCUGGUAACUACGUGGCCUGUGGAGGUCUGGACAACAUUUGCUCCAUCUACUGCUUGAAGACCCGCGAGGGCAACGUCAGGGUCAGCAGGGAAUUACCCGGACACACAGGUGAAGCAUUACUAUAAACAAAUACCUAUGUGACUAAAAGCUUGAGGGAUUUUGUGUUCGUUUUUCAUUGAGAAAUCAUGGAAUUGUCUUAGCUAGGUUAUGUGAGUUCAUUUGAACCUCCCUGACUAUGGUUGUGUAUGCAGUUCAGUUGUGUAUUCCUACCUGUCCCCUGUCCCUCGUUGAGCCCCAGGUUCCAAACAAGGAAGAUUUUAAUUCACAUGGCUAAUUAGUCACAGGGCAACACAAUUAUAACGAGCUGAGACAGCUAGAAUGUCCCUCAGCUGCAUUACAGCACUAGCUCACCUGUGGCUUUCAAAUGACUCACAUUCUGUAGGAUGAGUACUGUUGUAAUUAAGUCUCUGUAGGAGUAGCACACAUUGAUGUGCUGCAGUUAGUGUUCUAAUAUAUGUUUUUAUUUGUGCUACAGGUUACCUGUCCUGUUGCCGUUUCAUCGAUGACAAUCAAAUCAUCACAAGCUCAGGAGACACUACCUGGUGAGUCCUGAUGGAACAGUUACCAAGGCUGAUGGAGAAUGCAAAUCUAAAUAUACUAUACCCCCCACAUUUUAGCGUCCCGCCUUGUGACAGCGAAUAUCUUUUUCUUUUUACGUUUUAAAGUUCAUUUCCUGCAAUUCUACACAUUUUGCCAUAGGGUGGAGGCAGAUGUUUGCAGUUUUUAUAUGAUAACUGAUGAUCAAUGGGCCCAACCAUGGUCGGUAAUUCGACCAUGCGUACUACAAGUUUAGAGAGAUUGGUAAAUUAGUCUAGCGACCAGCUAAAGACAAAUUAGCUGACAUGGGCUAAUUGAGCAUGGCCACAACCAAGUAUAGAAAUUGCACCUUGUGUGUAUUCUAUUAUUCUAACUCUCAACAGUAAGUUGAGACCCCGACCUGAGUUCCAAAAAAUAUAUACAUUAUAUUUUCUUUGUGUGAAAUUAGUCCACGGCCUACAAAAGGGGGGCCGCCAGUUGCCCAUCUCUGGUCUAUACUGGUACUAGCUAUGAGCUAAACCAAACGUACACUAAAAAUGGUCUGAUAACAGUUGUUAAAUCCAGUGGGUCCCUGUUCUGUUCUCUCCUCCAGUGCGCUGUGGGACAUUGAGACCAGCCAGCAGACCACAGUGUUUUCGGGCCACAGCGGUGACGUCAUGAGCCUGUCUCUGUCCCCAGACUUCCGCACUUUUGUGUCUGGAGCCUGUGACGCCUCCAUUAAACUGUGGGACAUCAGGGACAGCAUGUGCCGACAGACGUUCACGGGCCAUGAGUCUGACAUCAACGCAGUCUGUGUGAGUGUGCUGACAAGCUGGGGGCCACUGGUGACCUGCUUUCUGGUUCAUGUCAUGGCAUUAAGCCAGGAAACCAUAGACAUGUCACUGUUUCCAAAGUCCUUCAUGUUAGCUGCACUAGCUAAUGCUUAGUGUUUAAUGUACCUAAUGUUAGUUUCAUGGCUAGCUGAUCUACCAUGUCUGUCCCUCCCUCUCUCUUUCCUCUUCAGUUCUUUCCCAAUGGCAGCGCCUUUGCCACCGGCUCCGACGACGCCACCUGCAGGCUGUUUGACCUGCGCGCCGACCAGGAGCUCAGCCUGUACUCUCACGACAACAUAAUCUGUGGCAUCACCUCCGUGGCCUUCUCCAGAUCUGGACGGCUGCUGCUGGCCGGCUACGACGACUUCAACUGCAACAUCUGGGACGCCAUGAAGGGAGAUCGAGCAGGUCAGUGGGGUGGGGUGGAGUAGGAGGGAGCAGCUGACAUUUAGGUGGCAGCCAUUGUUGUAUAGUUGUUUCUGGCUAUUCAUCAGACCCGUGACUGAUAACUGAAAACAAAUGAUAACUGAAAAGACAAAUGUUAGACUUCAAUUCACAAGCUGAUCUCAGUAAAGUUUAAUUCAACUCUCCUCUAAGGGAUCCCUGUGUUAAGGGAUAUUGUUAGAUGGGGGAUUGAUAAGAUGGCUAACUAAGACACCUGAUUACACUUUGUUUGUCCCUCUCUGUGUCAGGAGUGUUAGCUGGCCAUGACAAUCGCGUGAGCUGUCUAGGCGUGACUGAUGAUGGCAUGGCG